AUGUGAUUUUUGAGAGCGGGAAGAAUCAUGGGGAGAGCAGGGGCCACCUAAACAGCUUGUGUUCGUUAAAUUGGUCGCUUAUAUUGUCUGAACAUUUAGACAGUAACGUUGCUGGUCACCAGUUUAACCAUGGGAUAUGGAUACCAGUAAUGAAUCAAAGUAACGUAGCAUUAGCUCUUGCUAGGCAGUCAGUUAAGCUUAACGUUAACAGCUACAAACGACUGCCUCUCAACUCUAGGUUAGGUGACAACGUACACAGACAGCAAACAGAUAUUUCUGUGGAGCAGGGACAGGAACAUGGCUACAUCCUCAGUGGAGUACACCAUUGGAGGGGUGAAGAUCAACUUCCCUUGCAAGGCAUACCCAUCCCAGCUGGCUAUGAUGAAUUCCAUCGUACGAGGGCUGAACUAUGGGAACCACUGUUUGCUGGAGAGUCCCACAGGAAGUGGAAAGAGCUUGGCUUUGCUGUGCUCGGCUCUGGGAUGGCAACGUGCUCAGUUUGCUAAACUACAAGAUGGAGGAAGCUUUGUGGAGAACAAGAGCCAGUCAGAUAAAAAGUGUGGAGACUAUAAGAAGUCAGAUGUCGCCACCCCUUGUUGGUGUGUGUGCCACAGCAAUGCCAGCAGUACCACGGCUACAACAGCAGCCACACCUGCUGUUGUGGACCUCACCGUGUCACCCUGCAAAGACACAGCACAGCCGAUACCUCCAGCACCCGAACAUAUGCCGUUAACAGAGGAGUCGCAGCCCAAGGAACAAUCUAUAGCCUCUCGUCUGUCUCAGAAGUUCCAGUCUCUCCUCGGCUCUGGCCGCGAGAAGGACGACGAUUUCCAGCCAGAUAAGAAACGCCUUCGCACUCCUGCUGAACACAAGAGCUGUAAAAGGCCACGUCUGGACCGGGGAGUGAUAUUCAUAGAUGAUGAUGAUGAUGAUGAUGAUGAUGAGCUGGGGCUGAAACAUGAGCCCUCAGGUCCUCAGAGUUGGAGGUCCACAGAGCCAAACAGCCAAGCAGCUGGUUUGUCCUCCUCAUGCUGUUCCCCUGAACCCUGCUCCCGGUGCCCGUGUGCUUCAACCAAAGACGGUGUGAAGGACAAAGACAAAGAUGGCAAAAAGAAGAUUCCUAAGAUCUUCUUUGGCACUCGCACACAUAAACAGAUAACUCAGAUUACCCACGAGCUCAAGCGCACAGUUUACUCCGGUGUGCCCAUGACCAUCUUAUCGAGUAGAAAUCACACCUGUGUCAACUCAGCGGUGGCACCUCAUUCCAACCGCAAUGAACGCUGCAAGGAUCUGCUGGAUGCCAAAGAUGGCAAGUCAUGCCACUACUACCAUGGUGUCCAGAGGAUGCGGGACCAGUGCACUCUACAGCGGGUCCACGGACUCCAUGAUGCCUGGGACAUUGAGGACAUUGUCGCACUGGGCAAACGGCUCCGGUCAUGCUCCUACUAUGCUGCUCGUGAACUUAUGCAGGAUGCCCUAAUCAUCUUCUGCCCGUACAACUACUUGCUGGACCCAAUGAUCAGAGAGAGUAUGGAGAUCGACCUGGCAGGUCAGAUCGUUGUGCUGGACGAGGCCCACAACAUUGAGGACUGUGCGAGGGAGAGUGCCAGCUACACUUUAGACCACAACAGUCUGCUGAUGUCCAGGGACGAGCUCGACGGCAUGGUCAACAGCAAUAUCAGACGAUCCAAACACGAGACACUAAGGAACUUCUGCUAUAGUCUGAUCAACUGGAUCCAGGAGAGCCAAAGCCUGAUGUCUGAACGGGGAUAUGAGAGCGCCUGUAAAGUCUGGAAUGGGAAGGAUAUACUGGGCAUCUUUCAUAACCUGGGCAUCACUGCUGACACCUUCAGCAUCCUUAAGCAAAACUUGGCAGCAGUAUUGGAGAAAGAGGAGCGUGUCGGUUUGGUCAAUGGUAAAGAGGAUAUGGUUCAGAUCCCAACCAUCAGCUCAGCUACCUCCACUGUCCUCAAAAACCUCUUCAUGGUGCUUGGCUUUAUCUACUCCACUGAGGACAACUGCAGGUUUGCUGAGGACUACCGGGUAGCUCUGCAGAAAAGCUAUGCUUGGACAAACCAGGUCCCACCUGAUGCCGCUGAUGCCCAGGGCUUUAUCGUUCGGCCACGCUACAGACAACGCCAGAGCGUUCGAGUCAAGACAGAAGUCCUGACACUCAGCUUCUGGUGCCUUAACCCCGCUGUGGCUUUCUCUAGUUUGAGUAAGUCGGUGCACAGCAUUGUGCUGACAUCAGGAACCCUGUCACCCAUGGGCUCGUUCUCUUCUGAACUUGGGGUGAAAUUCUCCAUCCAGCUGGAGGCCAACCAUGUUAUCAACAAGUCCCAGGUUUGGGUGGGCACUGUUGGUUCAGGACCCCAAGGCAGAAAACUCUGUGCCACCUUCCAACAUACUGAAACGUAUGCCUUCCAGGACGAGGUGGGUGCGCUGAUUCUCCAUGUCUGCCAGGUCGUGGCCAAGGGUGUGCUCUGCUUUUUGCCUUCCUACAAGAUGCUGGACAAGCUGCGAGACCGAUGGACCAACACUGGUCUCUGGGAGAAGCUAGAACAACGGAAAGUUGUGAUCACAGAGCCCCGCGGUGGUGGCAAGGGGGAUUUUGACGAACUGCUUCAGAUGUACUACGAUGCCAUCAAGUGCUGUGAGGAAAGAGAUGGUGCACUGCUGAUUGCUGUCUGUAGGGGUAAAGUGAGUGAAGGACUAGACUUUACUGAUGACAAUGCCAGGGCAGUGGUCACCAUCGGAAUUCCCUUCCCAAACAUCAAAGACCUCCAAGUGGAACUGAAGAUGAAGUACAAUGACCAACACUGCAAAUCCAGAGGUCUUCUCCCAGGCAAUCGUUGGUAUGAGAUUCAGGCCUACAGAGCGCUAAACCAGGCCCUGGGAAGGUGUAUACGCCACAAGAAUGACUGGGGUGCCCUAAUUCUAGUGGACGACCGUUACAGGAAUAAUCCCAAUAAGUACAUCACAGGUCUGUCUAAAUGGGUCCGCCAGCUUGUCCAGCAUCAUGACACCUUCAGCAAUGCCAUGCAGUCUCUGGUAGCGUUCUCUCAGGUGCAACAGAAGGUGGAGGGGGCUCCUGCAGAUAGUCAGACCCUCAGCUCUGCCGUCUCAUCUCCAAACAGUCACUUGUCAGUAACUUUGGAGGGACAGGGUCUGCCCAAUGCCACAGAACCUCAGACACCCCGCUCAUAUGUCAAACUGCCUGAACCCCAGCAGGACACAAGCCCCUCAACCAUCAAGUUUUUUUCUUGUACACAGUUGAAAGCUGACCAAAAUGAAAAAGCAGAAAGAUUGAAUAUGAUGCACAGCCCCUCAGCAGAGCCCCUAUCGCAUCAAAAAAGAACCGCUCAGCCGCUGUACCACAUUUUCACCUCCAGCCCCAUCAGCACCAGCUUCAAGAAGCCAAUAUUUAAAGGAAAAGGGCCCAGUAGUUUCAGCCAGCACUUGAAAACACCUAAUCAUUCGGAGCCCAAUGAGAAACAGCAGAUCUCCUCUCCACAAAAGAAGACUGCGGCAACUUGUCUUAAGCAAGGGGCUGAAGACAGUUCCAGUGAAAUCCAAGUGGAACCACACGAUCUGGCUCUUGAUCCUUCUCCAGUUACAUCUCCUCCCCGCUGUGACAAUCCAGAUGAAGAUGAAGAGGAGGACCAAACUAUCUUCUUUACUCCAGAACUUUUCGAGGGGGAAGGCAACGAAGGCAGUCCACAGAAAGAUGUGAAGACCAAGUCACCUCCCAGGAUGGGUUUAGGGGCAGAGAGCCCUGCCCUGCUGUCAGAAGAACUUUUUGGCUCUGAGCAGGCCCGAGGGCAUGAGCAGGCCUCUGCUUUUGAUGGACAGAUUGCUAUUUCAGUCAGUAAGGAGAGCACAGAGUUGUCACAGGGACAGGAAGAAGAAAUUAUAGAACAGAAGCAAGGUGAGGGGGGAGAGCAGGUGGAUAACCAGAGCAGGCAGACAGGCAGUAGGCUUCGCAGGUUGUCCAGGUCCAGGCAGAAAGCUCCCUCCACUCCAUCAGGUGGAUGCUAUGAAGCCAAGAGUGUAGGGAGAGCCUGUCUUCAGAAGAUUGAGACUAGGAGCAGCCAGAGGAGGACUCACAGGGCCAGAGCAGAUUAUGAGUCAAAAGCAAUGAAGCCGGGUUUGAAGAGCAGACCAUCCAAAGCCAGACCUGUCAGAGUACACAGCUCAAAAAAAGACAUUGUUCAAGAGAAUGCUUAUCAGUCACAUUUCUUGCCACAGGUUCAGGAUGACAGCUGGAUUACCUGCCAGCAGACAGAGCUAAUCUUGAAACCAAGUGUAAAUGACAGAGUGACUGAGUCAGGAGAGUCCUCUGUGGGUGUGAGGGAACACAAAGCUCUUAAAAAAGUGCCUACCACACCUGGUCGUUCCACAAGGCUUGAGUUUGACAUUGUGUCUCCCAAAAAAAAGAAGACAUAGGGGGUCUGCAAGAAGCUGGAGCAGCAGGAUGUAGUCCUACUCGUCCAGCAGAGGAUGGUCUAGGAAGUCAGCACACAAAACCAAAAGCUAUAAACAUACAGAGAUCUUGCAAGCAGGCGCGCAGAAGAUUUAACAAUACCUCUACAAAAAGAAAGAGAGUCAAAGACCAAAAGCCAUGCUAUUUGGGACUCUACUGUUCUAUGUGUGAAAAGGAACUACUUCCUGUGGCACAUGGUGCACUACGACGUGCUGUUUGUGAAUUAGACCAUCUAGCUUUUCUGAGAAAAGACAGUUUUAGUCCUGCAGCAACGACCCGCCGCUGCCAGUGUGCACCACAUCAGCCAUCAACUUCAGACAACUCAGGCUCACUGCUGGUAGUCCAAAGUCUCGCAUCACUGAUGGCGCUAAGGACUGCUCUGCAACCCUACUGUGAUAACAGUUUAACUGCAUAUAAUGCCAUCUGGAAUCCUGAGGAGGGCUCUGUUACCAGAUUUCUGCAGUGCAAAGGCUGUUUGUCUCAAAGCCCCUUUCUGUCUGCAGCUUUAAUUGCAGCAGAGAUCCAGUGCCCUCCAGACAUGGCUCAAGAUCAGAUAUGGUUGGCCCCAGCAGCAGUCCAGUUCUGCUCUCUCAUCCAUAUUAAAAGCUGAAGCUUUAACAGGACCAGAGUGAAGAGAUUACUAAUGGUAGUAUAGAUGUGUAUACAUUCAUAUUUUUUUGUGCCAUCAUUUUUGUUACAGCCACAUUUAGAAUAUAACAUAUAUGUAAAUCAGUUUACUAAGUCUUAUGUUGUCAGUAAUGUUCAAAUAAAUGACAUCCCAA
Perca flavescens (yellow perch) is the source of this 5265-nucleotide messenger RNA. It is a transcript of the gene brip1, whose product is annotated as BRCA1 interacting helicase 1. Lineage: Eukaryota; Metazoa; Chordata; Actinopteri; Perciformes; Percidae. Gene Ontology annotation, cellular component: nucleus. The record is from RefSeq and is a predicted model, not a curated record. Gene Ontology annotation, biological process: double-strand break repair involved in meiotic recombination; nucleotide-excision repair. Gene Ontology annotation, molecular function: hydrolase activity, acting on acid anhydrides, in phosphorus-containing anhydrides; DNA binding; ATP binding. The transcript is spliced from 26 exons. Bases 298 to 4446 code for a protein of 1382 amino acids.